Pungitius pungitius (ninespine stickleback) is the source of this 2393-nucleotide messenger RNA. RefSeq names its product secretory carrier membrane protein 2 (gene scamp2). Bases 21 to 1106 code for a protein of 361 amino acids. Gene Ontology annotation, cellular component: trans-Golgi network membrane; recycling endosome membrane. The record is from RefSeq and is a predicted model, not a curated record. The transcript is spliced from 9 exons. Lineage: Eukaryota; Metazoa; Chordata; Actinopteri; Perciformes; Gasterosteidae. Gene Ontology annotation, biological process: protein transport.
UUCCAGGUGGCUCAGUGCGCAUGCGCAGUAAGUUUAUUCGAGGAAGUGGCAGCAGAGGAAACCCUAACGACGAAGAGUUUACUGUUUAUUCUCCUUUCAGAGAAGACAAACCGGCCCGCAGCCUUUUAAAAAUGUCAGAAUUUGAUAGCAACCCGUUCGCAGAUCCUGCCAAUGACAAUCCCUUCAAUGACCCGUCGGUGACGCAGAUGACCAGCUCCGGCGUGGAACCGGUCGACCAGUACAACCCUUUCCCCGCUCAUCCCACAGACAACCUGGCGGCUCACACCGCUCCCUACCAGCCCGCUGUGUUGCAGCCGUCCACGGAGCCCAGUCCACAGGUGACCGCCGCCGCAGCUCAGGCCAAUCUGCUGAAGCAGCAGGAUGAGCUGGAGAGGAAAGCUGCCGAGCUGGACCGCAGAGAGCAGGAGCUGCAGAGCAGAGGCCCGUCAGGAAAAGAGAACAACUGGCCUCCGCUUCCCAAGAGCUUCCCCAUCAAACCAUGUUUCUACCAGGACUUCUCUGAGGAAAUCCCAGUCGAGUCCCAGAGAGUCUGCAAGAUGAUGUACUACCUGUGGAUGUUCCACUGUAUGACUCUGUUCCUCAACCUGCUGGCGUGUUUGGCUUACUUCACCACGGAUGCCGUCUACGGGGUGGAUUUCGGCCUCUCCAUCCUGUGGCUCAUCCUCUUCGCCCCCUGCUCUUUCGUGUGCUGGUACCGGCCCGUCUACAAGGCCUUCCAGUCUGACAGCUCCUUCAGCUUCUUCUUCUUCUUCUUUGUGUUCUUCUGCCAAGUGGUGAUCUUCGUCAUCCAGGCGGUGGGCAUCCCCAAGUGGGGCAACAGCGGUUGGAUCUCGGCCUUCUCCGCCAUGGCUGCGAACAAGGCGGUGGGAGCCAUCAUGAUCAUCGUGGCCAUCCUCUUCACCAUCUGCGCUGUGCUGUCAGUCAUCCUGCUCAAGAUGGUCCACGGCAUGUACCGCCGGACCGGGGCCAGCUUCCAGAAGGCCCAGCAGGAGUUCUCGCAGGGCGUCUUAACCAAUAAAACCUUCCAGACGGCCGCCGCCGGCGCGGCGUCCACCGCGGCGCAGGGGGCCUUCCAGGGAAACUAGGCGAGGGCCGACCGAGCCGAGCUCCACCCAGCGGCUCGAGGUCCACGCGCUGUCGGGUCGGGCCGCUUCCUUCAAACAGAGCCGAGAGAGGCUCGGCGAGAACUUCUGCUCGUCAUCUCUGCGACCCGAUAGCGUGUAGACCUCGAGCUACGGCGAGGCUACACAAGUAGCCCCACCCCCUCCCCCUCUUCCUAUCAAUUCAUGUUAACUCUGCUUCUCGUCGGCCCCCUUUGUAGAAAGCAGUGGGGGGGGGGGGCGAGGUGACGCAUGGCGGCGUUCUGUGGGGGAAGCAUGAAUGAAGUUGACUGACGGCUAUUUGGGUUCGUCCUGGCUUUGUACAUUUCGUGUGCACUUUUUCUGGCAAAGCUCUUCAGUGUGUGUGUGCGUGUGUGUGUGUGCGUGUGCGUGUGUGUGCUGGCAUGCUGGUCACAUGUCUUAAUGUGAGCGCAGUACGCUUUGGUUCCGCUGAUCCUGUAAUAUAUAAAUACGAUGAAGUGUUUCUGCAUUCUUUUUCAUUUUUGUUUUGUCUCUAAAGGCAUUUUUUUGUUUGUUGUUGAAUCUCUUUAGUGUGCUGCAAAAAGUUUAGUCCAAUGUGCAAGAAAUGUAACGGAUAAAUCACACAGCUCAUUUCAUGAUAAUACUGUAACUUCACGUUCAAAUCGGUGUGGUUGAUUAUUUAAUAGGGAUCAAUACUCAGACCGAACCCCCUCACUGAGAGUGUACAGUACUGUGUUUUUAAAAUGUGCCUUUUGACUGGAACCAAAUUGUUUGUUCUUGCUAAGGAAAAUUCGGUGGUGUCAGAGAAUUGGUGGAAAUAGUGUAUAUUUUGGUCACUUUGGUCGUUUUUGAUCACGUCCACAGAGGACAUCUUGACUGUUGCUUUGAUUAAUUCCUCGAUGGUAAAGAGCUAAUUAAAUGUCUGCUGUAAUUUAAAGCACAUUUAGUUUCACUUUCAGACAAAUUACUUUAUUUAAAGGAGCAGUUGUCUUAUAUACUUCACACUUCCAAGAGUCGCUCUUGAAGGAAACCAAAGCAAUGCUUAUUAUGAAAGUGGAACAUUUGGCUGAUUAAAAGUAGAUAAAAAAAGUAGAUGUAUUCCUUCAGUUUGCGCCUAUUCUAUUGAUUUCACUACUAACAUUAAAUGCAAGAAAAGGAACCCUUACUUUGACUUUUUAAACGUUGAAAUCUUAAAUCCCUUAUAUUUUGACAGAGGACAGAAUCCAGUGCCUUUUUGCAUUUCAAUAUUAAAUUUAGCAUCUAAUAAUAAAUUGCUUUGCUUUCAUUUAA